CCACAUUGCAUUUAGAUGCAUCUAGCUUUCAUGAUUUCCGUUGUUUCGAGAACCAUUCAGUGCCUAUGUCGACCUUGUCAGUAUUAGACUUGUUUGGUGUCAAGGGCCGUGUGGCCCUGGUGACGGGUGGCUGUUCUGGGUUGGGAUUGAUGAUCGCAAAGGGUCUCGUAUCGAAUGGUGCAAAGGUCUAUGUGACAGCUUUGCCAACAGAUGACAUCGAAGGUGUUGUGACUGAGUUGUCUCAACUGGGGAAGACAUCUGGCGGAAGCGCUGUUGGGUUUGCCGGAGACGUGUCUUCGAAAGAAGGCAUCGCCGCCAUUGGAAAAGAAAUCGAGAAGCACGAGACUCAUCUUGACAUUCUGUGUUCGAACGCUGGUAUACGCCGGGAUCCUCCCCAGACGUGCAAUGUGAAGACUGCACCACUGGAUGAAUUGCAGAGUUCAUUGUGGUCAUCGCGGCAUUCCGACUGGGAUGAUAGUUUCCGGGUCAAUGUGACAGCCCAUUACUUUUUAUCCGUGGCUCUCUUGAAACUGCUGGUAGCUGCGGGGGAACUUGAUCUGGGAAACGGCCGAAAAGGAAGGGACGAAGGUCGUGGAGUUGUGAUCAUUACCAGCAGUUGUGCCAGUAUGCAUAACUGCACGAAUGUCGACUUGACAAGUUAUGCUGCUAGCAAGGCCGCCAUCGACCAUUUGGUGCCAUUGCUAGCAAGUAAAUUUGCAAGAUGGUAUGUCCGGGUCAAUGCCAUAAACCCUGGUUUCGUACCGAGCAAAAUGAACCCUGUGGAGGAAGGAGACAACCAGUUCGCAGAACUUUUCAAGGCCAUGCCUGCAGCGCGUAUCGGCAAACCGGAAGACAUUGCUGGUGCAGUGUUGUACCUUAGCAGUCAAGCAGGGGCUUAUGUCGAUGGCCGUUGUCUGUGUAUCGACGGUGGCCGAGUUCUGCUCGCAAAUGGGCAAUAAUGAAAGUUUGCAAUCUUCAAGCAUUGCGAAAAGUAGAUAAGGAGGAAAAGGAGUACAUUUGGUUUAGGAAGCUCACUUGAAUAUAUGUUUGAUGAAAUCUGCAUGGCGCCAUGAAGCUUACCUGAAUCCAAAUAAAUGACCCAUUUAGGAAAGAGAGAAUAGACAAGGCUCGCUUGUUCCUUCUGCAAAGGCAUGACCCUGCAGCGACAGUCAUAUAGCAUCAAGAUGUUGCCUGAACACGCUCU
This is a messenger RNA of Exophiala viscosa, 1204 nucleotides long. RefSeq names its product 3-oxoacyl-reductase. Bases 66 to 959 code for a protein of 297 amino acids. The transcript is spliced from 6 exons. Gene Ontology annotation, molecular function: oxidoreductase activity. The record is from RefSeq and is a predicted model, not a curated record. NCBI's taxonomy places the organism in Eukaryota, Fungi, Ascomycota, Eurotiomycetes, Chaetothyriales, Herpotrichiellaceae.